Xenia sp. Carnegie-2017 is the source of this 2264-nucleotide messenger RNA. Its product is annotated as neuropeptide FF receptor 2-like. Lineage: Eukaryota; Metazoa; Cnidaria; Anthozoa; Malacalcyonacea; Xeniidae. Bases 818 to 1924 code for a protein of 368 amino acids. Gene Ontology annotation, biological process: G protein-coupled receptor signaling pathway. Gene Ontology annotation, cellular component: membrane. The transcript is spliced from 5 exons. The record is from RefSeq and is a predicted model, not a curated record. Gene Ontology annotation, molecular function: G protein-coupled receptor activity.
GGAGAGUACAUAUAGUAGUGCAUGAACUUUUCUAUCGAAAACAGUAAUAAAAGCGGCUAGCUACAUUGACACAAGUGUUGAAUUAUUAAAAUUCAUAUGUUUCGACCACAUUUUCGUAACGUUAUUGUUCGAGACGUCAAUGUUAUUAAUUUAAUUACAACGAUUUCCUUCUAAUUAAGAAUACACGCUCAUGUAAUUUUUAAAAGAUGAAAUGAAACGCGAGAAAAUAUUUGCAAGAUUUUAAUGUAGCUGGUUCAUAACAAAAGCAGUUUUCUAUUUCAGCAUGUCAAUUUUUUUGUGACAGAGGAUUGCAUCACCUUUCAUUUUGUUAAUCAGACGAUAACGACUUAAAUCAAAAAAACUUCCGUCAACAAAUCAGACCGCCACACAUGCAGAAGGAGUAACCAAAGCGUCCAAAACUGGCAAGUUCGUUGGAAUCUUUUGAUCAAAAAGUCCGUACAUGUAAACUCAGUUAUACGCAGGGUGAACAGCAUACAACAGCUAACCGUGUAUCAAAACAGCACAAACAGAAGUCCAAUUAACUUACUACAGAUGCCAUAAAGAACGGGGUGUUUGGUGGUCUUUCUUUUUUGUGUCUCGGGAAGAAGCACGACGAACACAUGCAACAAACUUAGUACAAACACCACAUGCCUUGAAGUGUCAACGACCGAUUUGAUCGCACACACUAAAACGCUUUUUGUUUACAUAUAUUACCAAGCGCUCUUCAAAACAACGAGUUUUCGACAUGAAGUUCUUGAGAAAGCAACGUAUCACCAUCUUUACAAAUUGUGCAUUUUAAAGACUGGGUUUAAAGAGGAUGAAAUCCUUUCAAAAUAUGACACUGUCGCCAACUGUAGACAGCCCCGAUCGGAGCAACCAUCAAAACACAACUGCUCAUGAUUCUUUGAUAGCUGUUAAGUUGGUAUGUAUGAGCUUGAUUUGCUUCAUUGGUGUCAUUGGUAACAUAUUGAUGUGCACAACCUUGGCGGGACAUCGUAGAAAGUCAAGCGAAAUGUUUGUUUUAAAUCUGGUCAUCACUGACCUCUUAGUGUGUGGAGUUAGCAUACCGUUGGACAUGUACGAUUAUCUUAACGAAGAGACAUUUCCGUACGGUUCCGUUUUGUGCAAAAUAAUAUGGCCAUCGCAAACUUUGCUCGUAUUGGUCUCCAUUAUGACGUUGACUGCAAUGGCAGUUGAGCGUUACCGUGCCAUAAUUACGCCAUUCAAACCGAAGCUGAAGAAGAUGGAAAUAUUCAAGUGCAUUAUCGCAAUUUGGUUACUGGGAUUGGCUGUUGUCUCGCCAUAUGUUAAAGCUCUGACGUACGAUAAUCGCAGCUGUAACGAGGUCUGGUCUGGUCCAAAUGACGCAAAUUAUUACACUCUUGCACUUUUUGUUAUAGACUAUUGCAUCCCUUUGACGAUAAUUAGCUACUGUUACGUAAGAGUAGGUCUGAAAUUGCACAAAAGCAACUCAGCGUUGAACGCCAGCCAGCAAAGGGGCGUUUGUGGACGCGAAGCACACAUGUACCGUCUAAAACGUAAUAAACGUAUCAUCAAGAUUUUCGGCUUUGCUGUUCUAAUGUUUGUAAUCUGCAUGUUACCCGGUGACGUGUACUGGUUAUAUAAAGGAUGGGGAGAGGCCGAAUUUCCUCACGAGAAACAAUUCCAAGAGUUCGCAAACAUUUUAGUGUAUUCUAAUUCUAUGAUGAACCCAUUUAUAUUUGGCAGCUGCAACUUCACUUGCAUCAAGUCGUUUUGCUCGAAGUCCAAAGUAGGGAGGAGUUCGUAUUCAUUGCGGUUCUCGUUUACGAGUUCCUUCAAAAGACGUAGUAGUAAAAAUUCAACCACCAUUUGGCGCAAGGUAGUACAAAUGUUGGAAAGCAGAGAGUUAAAUGGUGCAGUUGUUUUUGAAACAAAUGUAUAACAUUGCAAGUGCAUGAAAUCACGGAUUUAAUAAUAAUGAGCUGAGAAACUAAAUUUUAAGGACUGUUCUACACUUCUAUUCAAAGUUUAGAUGUCUGAAUCAGAAUACUAUAAAUUGUUAAAAAUUGAAGUUUAAAUAAUAAUACUGAUUUAAAGUCGUGAGAACUUGCUAUUGUAUUUAUCUUAUAUAUAUAUAGGUUUUUCUUCCUUUAUGACUUGUAAAUAGGACAGGUGAAAUUUUGGGACGUCGUGUUAUGGUGAUGUCUGUUUAAAUGUAUAUGGAUUAAUAUAUUGUCCAUUAGUUAAAUGAUUUGUUGAAAUACAUGUUAACUGCAGUAAAA